CCGCGCUCCGGCCCUUCCGCGCGCCAGUCCCCCUCGCGCGCUGCUCCCUCAGCUCAAUGGAUUUUGAACUGUUCUUUGCGUGUGUGCGGACAUUAAUCGAAAUAACUUAAUUUCUUUACAUACCCCUUUGUGCUAUCAAAGAGGCCUGCCUCUGCCGGGGGUCCAGGGGCUACUGUGGGGGUGAUAAAAAGGUUCUGGAACUAGAUGUUGUGGUCUUUUCACCACCUGGUGUAUGUAAACGGGACUUCUUCACACACUUCAAAGAGUUACGAUGGCGAAGCUUAUGUUUCAUGCAAUUGAUCACAAUAUUUAAACAAAAAAGCCACGCUGGAAUUUUACCCUCUGUUGGUCCCUUCCCCCCACCCCCAAGGUAGCCCAGGUGGGCUUCUUAGCAGAUGAGCAUGCCUUGUCUUUGCGGUGACCUCUUUCUUUCUGGAACCCUGUGCACGGCGGCAGGCCACAAGCCCCUUGUGACUAUUGAGGGUUGGGGUGGCCUUAGCCCAAUGCUAGCGUGCAGCUUUCCCCGGGGAGCUUGACUUCUGGGAGCUUCCCACCUCCUUCAGGUCGCAGCGUAGUCUCAGCUGUUGGCUUUGACUUUGCGAUGAUCUUCCAAGGCCCAGCGUGGCUUCCCCACAACUCUAUGCCCUAAGUUCAACCGACGCGGAGCAUCUUGGUUCAAAAGCGCCCAGCGCCCGAGAGGCCCCGAGUGUCCGUUAACGCGGCGGCUACGCUCCCAUGUUCUUGCUUGGGUGAAGGGUAUCUGCGUUGAAAAUUUUAUUUGCUUAAGAAAAACCUACGUGUAUUCCUACCCGCAGAGUAUUUAUUCUCUCAGCAUAUUGAAGAUAUCACUCAACUCUUCUGAAUUUCAUUAAUGCCAUUGAAAACUCAGCUUUCAGUCUAAAGGUCAUGGUUUUAAAGGCAGAAUAUACCAAGAGCCCAAGUGCGGCCAUUCUCUCCGACGUUUCCUCGUGCGGGUCCCUUUCAUCCAGCGAGGACGGCACCCCCAGGGGCCAUUCCAGUCUGUCAGAUGGGGAGCUGGCCCGGAACUUACAGGAUAGUGUCAAGCACCGCGUCCUUUACCUCUCAGAGCAGCGGAGACUGGAGAAGGCCAGUCGGGAGGAGAACACCGUGGGCUACCUCAAGCUGGUGUCCAAAGCCGACCGGCACCACGCCCCCCACAUCUGGCAGGACUUCGAGAAGGUGAACCAGUGCGCCUUUGCCACCAUUGCCCAGAUCGAGCGAAGGCUCUGCCAUUGCCACCGGCAGCUGCAGGGGCUGGAGGGGGGCUGGAGGCCCCAGGGCUUAGCGCCCAAGGCCGAAAGCAGCCCGCGCCACUGCAGGCGGCCCAGCGAGAAGGCCCCGUCUUCAGAGUCUCCCAGGCCAGGUGGGGAAGACUGCCUGUCCACUGACCUGUCUGAUAUCGUCAGACACUUGCCCCUGGCGAGCCACUUCCCAGCUUUGUGGCCGGGGAAGUCCUGGGGGACAAAGCGUGUGGCCCAGCAGCGAAACCUGCUGUCGCGACAGAUGAAGGAGGACCUAAGAGAAGUCAGGGAGCUCCACCUCAGCUUCCAGGUGUCCUAUCCAAGCCUAAAGGAGAGCCGUCUGAUGGGUCUGCAGGUGUCGCUGGCGUCCCUCCAGGAACAGAAAUGCAGACAAGCGUCGGUGGAAGAGCAGGUGAAUGAGCACGUCCAGGGGUACCCGGAUGACAUUUGCCACCUCGAACAGAAUCUGGCCCACGCUGAAGAGAAAAUGGUCUAUCUGUCCUACGACGGAGCCAAGGAAAUAUGGGUGAGCAACUCCUGGGCCCUUCGCUGUCACCGGGCACGCACACACCCUCCCGGGACGGCGCUCGCACUGGCCACCGUCCUCCCGGCCUUCAUCUGCACCGUGUGCACCUGCCCCCCCACCGCCCUGAGCUCCGGCCCGCACACCUGCGCUGCCCUCGUGCUGAUCGGGCUUGGGGCCCUGGCCUGGCAGAAGCGGCGCGCCGUGUCUGCCACAGACCGGCAGGCCUGGGUCCCCUCCAGAUGGAGGCGGCGUUCCGAGGAGCCCAAGCCUCUAGCAGGUGGGCCUUAGAGGGCCUGGGCUACCUCAGGCUGCCCUCCGGGCAUUGAGGGCGUCCAGCCAGCCCUCGCUAGACAGCCACCCUCACCUCCCUUUCCGGCUCCAUCACCACCAGCCCGCCUCGCGUUUCCGUUUCGUGAUCCUCCCGUACCGUCUGCAGACACAAGGCUUGGGAAAUAUUAGAGCCCCUGAAGCACGGUGCUGCUCUUGUCUCUAUCCCCCUCAUGCCCUCUCGUGACCCCGCGACCGAACCCUCAGAGGCUCAGGUGUCCCCAGAUGGCAGCGGGAGCCUCUGCAACUUUGUUGUUUUUGGCAAAGAGAAACUACUUUUAUUUCCCAGGGAUGGAGGAGAAGGGGCAAAGGGGGGGGGGUGGCCAAAGUGCCGGUGUGUGGGACAGGGUUUACGUUUUCCGGUAGGAAGCAGACCUUUUUGUUGUCACGGCCAGGAGGGACUCAUGCAGGUGACACCG
This is a messenger RNA of Felis catus (domestic cat), 2534 nucleotides long. RefSeq names its product testis expressed 28 (gene TEX28). Gene Ontology annotation, cellular component: endomembrane system. NCBI's taxonomy places the organism in Eukaryota, Metazoa, Chordata, Mammalia, Carnivora, Felidae. The record is from RefSeq and is a predicted model, not a curated record.